This is a messenger RNA of Carassius auratus (goldfish), 5579 nucleotides long. RefSeq names its product CCR4-NOT transcription complex subunit 6-like. Gene Ontology annotation, molecular function: 3'-5'-RNA exonuclease activity; protein binding. The coding region runs from base 215 to 1948 and encodes 577 amino acids. NCBI's taxonomy places the organism in Eukaryota, Metazoa, Chordata, Actinopteri, Cypriniformes, Cyprinidae. The record is from RefSeq and is a predicted model, not a curated record. The transcript has 12 exons.
GGCCCUGACUGAUUAGUUAGCGAUAAUCACUGUAGUUAUGUAAAUGGAAAUAUACUGACUCCGUGUUCAUUUGGAGUGCAGUUUGCAAGGACCUCAGCUGCACCUUUGUUUCUUGGAAUUAGUAAUAAGACCCGACUUUGUUUGUGCCAUAACUAACAAAUUAAGAAGUGGUUUUAAAGGAAAUUUAGUUCGAGUGAGUCGCCCUUCGCCUAAAAUGCCAGCUAACGUUACUCGAGACCGCUGGAGACUUGCUACCACUACUUGUAUUACAGGGAUGCCCAAGGAAAAAUAUGACCCGCCUGACCCGAGGCGGAUGUACACUAUAAUGUCCAGUGAGGAGGCGGCCAAUGGGAAGAAGUCAUAUUGGGCAGAGCUGGAGAUUGUUGGAAAGGUGAGGAGUUUAAGUUCAUCAUUAUGGUCCCUUACCCACCUCACUGCGCUUCACAUCAGUGAUAACUCACUUUCACGAAUCCCGCCCGACAUUGCCAAACUACACAACUUGGUGUAUCUGGACCUCUCGUCCAAUAAGAUCAGGAGCCUGCCCGCCGAGCUAGGCAACUUGGUUAAUCUCAGGGAACUGCUUUUAAAUAACAACCAGUUACGAGUUCUGCCUUUUGAGCUUGGAAAACUCUUUCAGUUACAAACGUUAGGUUUGAAAGGAAACCCACUUGCACAAGAAAUCUUGAACCUCUACCAAGAGCCUGAUGGGACACGUCGGCUCCUAAACUACCUGCUGGACAAUCUCGCAGGCACCAAACGUGUACCUAUAGAACAUCCACCACCACGUUCAUGGAUACCACUGCAGGAGCAUGACAGAACACGGCCAGCAGCACUUUUCUCUGUAAUGUGCUACAACGUGCUGUGUGACAAGUACGCCACACGCCAGCUCUAUGGCUACUGUCCCCCCUGGGCCCUCAACUGGGACUACAGGAAGAAGUCCAUCAUGCAGGAGAUUCUCAGCUGCAGUGCGGAUAUCAUCAGCCUACAGGAAGUGGAAACAGAGCAGUACUACAACUAUUUCCUGGUGGAGCUGAAGGAACAAGGUUAUGAAGGAUUCUUCAGUCCAAAGUCCCGAGCCAGGACCAUGUCUGAAUCUGACCGCAAACAUGUGGAUGGCUGCGCAGUCUUCUAUAAAACAGAGAAGUUCAGUCUGGUGCAGAAACACACAGUGGAGUUCAACCAGCUGGCUAUGGCAAAUUCAGAAGGUUCAGAGGCCAUGUUGAACAGGGUGAUGACAAAGGACAACAUCGGAGUCGCCGUACUACUAGAGCUGCGGAAGGAGAUCAUGGAACAGUCUGCUGGAAAGCCUCUGCAUGGCAUGGAGAAACAGCUCCUUCUUGUGGCCAAUGCUCACAUGCACUGGGACCCAGAGUACUCAGAUGUUAAGCUUGUCCAAACCAUGAUGUUUCUGUCUGAAGUGAAGAACAUUGUGGAUAAAGCCACUCGCAGUCUCAAGCUCUCCUCCAUCUCAGGGGAAACCAAUGCCAUCCCUCUCGUCCUGUGUGCUGACCUCAACUCUCUACCUGACUCUGGUGUGGUGGAGUACCUGAGCACAGGUGGUGUGGACAGCACCCACAAGGACUUCAGAGAGCUGCGAUAUAUUGACAGCUUGACCAACUUCAACUGCAACGGCAAGAACGGCACCUCCAGCACCAGGAUCACGCACGGCUUCAAGCUGAAGAGUGCCUAUGAGAACAGCCUGAUGCCUUACACCAACUACACAUUGGACUUUAAGGGCAUCAUUGACUACAUCUUCUACUCUACACCUUUGCUUAAUGUGCUGGGUGUGCUGGGUCCCUUGGACCCCCACUGGCUCCACGAGAACAAUGUCACUGGCUGUCCCCAUCCCCACAUCCCCUCUGAUCACUUCUCCCUGUUUGCACAACUGGAGCUGCUCCUGCCCUUUCUGCCUGCUGUCAACGGCAUUCAUCUGCCUGGUCGCAGGUAGUUCUCAGAGCCAGCAGAGGGAGCUCCAGGCCCCUGCCUUUCUCUCUCAUAGUGGAGUGAGAACGAGGCAAGGCCUGUUGUGUAUAAAUCAGAAUCCAUUAAGAGGAGAUGGAGUGUGGCAAACUUUUAUUCCCACAGAUUUUAACUGAAGCAGAUGCUAAUGUCAGUCUUAUCUCUACCACCUCCCUCACACUUUUUUUUUUUUUUUCUUUUUGUUUUUCCUUUUCUACCCUCCGUUUCUGGGCACAAUUAACAAUCUGUUCUUUUUUUUUUUCAAACCCCUAAGGCCCCUGAGUGAUCAUGUAAGUUUUACCUUAAACAGGAAAAAAAAGCUUUUUUAUAUAUAAAUAACUGAAUGGCAAUAUCUUUGAAACUCAUGCAGGGAGUCCAGAUAAAGCAGGUGAUCAUGAAAUGCGUAAUUUGGAUCAUGCUACUAUGAAGCCAGUUUAGAGCAAGCAGCUGAAUUUGAUGAAUAAAAAAAAAAAAAAAAAACGAAUUUCACCAGCUUGGGUCAGAUAGUCCGAUCUCCAGGAGCAACCCUUUAAAAAAGGGCUUUUUAACGUGUAAAGAGAGCUGGCCGAACUCUUACAUUUGCACUUAGUGGUGCUGAGGCCUCUCCACGGAUGCUCGAGCUGUUCUCCAGUGAUGGGUUGCAUGGCCCGCCAUCACCACCUAGCGGGCCUUGUCCAUCUUGUAAUUAAAUCCAUUGGAUGCCAGUGCAACUGCACCUUUUUUUAUUCCUGCUUUUAAGAAAGCAACAUUUCAAGAGCCAAAAUGGCCGACUUAUGGAGUUGUCUAGCUUCAUGUGCCAUAGAGCCCUCCUUGAACUGAGGUGCCCACUGAUCUGGUGCGUGCAGCUGAGAAAGGGUUUCAGCGACGAGAAAUCAUCUGGAAUGGCCAGCUUUGUGUUAGUGUAUGCAGGAAGUUUGGCAGGAAAUAUGCUAGAACAGGCAAAGACGAGCACAUCCCACUCAUAGCCCGAUAAAUUAAACUCAAUGUGACCAGUAGACGCCCAGCCAAGACUCCAGGUUUUCUCCUUUUUUUUGUCUCUACAUGAUUGUAUACAAGCAACAAAAGUCCUGAUCUACUGCAAUUUUUUUUUUUUUUUUUUUUUUUUUUUUGUACGUACACUUUUAGAUUUGGAUGAAAAAUGAUUGUAAAUGCAGGCUAAAUUCCUAUCCGUUUUAGAUCCUAAUGAACAUUCAAAAGACCAGCGUGUGUAUAAAAAAAAAAAAAUAAAUUCUGCUGUAUGAAGUUGCACUUGUCCAGGUUCCCGUUUUUACCCAGUGCAAAUUUUUUUUUUUCUUUCUCCUUUUCAUUAAUUAUUUUGGAGGUAUAAUUCCACUGAGACAGAUAUCUGGUGAUGUGGUCCUGUUAACGGCUUUGAUAUUCAAGAACAUAUGACAUUGUGCCUCACUGAUUCGUUUCUCGAAGCGCACUGCCAGUGCUAUCAGUGAACACCUGAACAGCCUCAAUCUCUGUACAUCUUCACCAUAUUUAUACAAUAUCCUCAUUUCUGUUUGUUUUUUUUUUUUUAUUCUCUAUCAAAUAUCUUAAUCUUCUGAUAUUUUUGGGUGUCUACAAAGUCAAGUGAGUGUUUCUGCUGUGCCGGUCGUGAUUUGGAGAAAUCCUAAUGGUCUCACUGUAGUGUUUUCUUUUUUUUUUUUUUUUUUUUUUUUCUCGUUUAAAUUCUUUACUGCCACUUCCUCUCUCUCGACUCAGGCAAUUCUCUUUAACCGUAUAUUUUGCUUGUGUGUUUCUCUUUGUUUGGAUCUCGUUCUGUAUUCCACUUCCUGCUAGAUCACGGUUAUCUCCUAGUGUCGUGCCAUCUAAUGCAUUCUGCCACAAGGCCAAGUGUAAAGCUCGAUUUACUACUGUAAAGCCUGUUCUCUGACCUGAUGAAAACAUGGUGUUUUUUUUUUGUCUGUUUUCUGCUCUAAACGCAAGGCCAGAGUACUGUUACUGUAGCACGGUCUGAUUUUUAACUUCAUCUUCGGUGGCAUCAUCAUUUAUUGCCGCGUGCUCACCAAGCCAAAUUGUUUUCCGUUUUCCCCAUCCCUCUUGAGUUUGUCAUGUUUUAAAAAUCAUAUGGAUUGACAAGCACUUAUUGUAGAUCACUGGUGCAGCUACUCACUUGCUUUUUUUAAAAUGAAAACAUACUUUUGCCAUGAGGCAGAGGUCAAUUUUAAUGACUUUUAUUAAGCAAGAGUAAAUAGAUGAACUGGGGAGGACCAUCUUAUAGUUCCCCUUUUGUUGUCCCUUUUUAUUCCUCAAAUUAUCUCCAGUUUUUUUUUUUUCUUCUGGUUGUUUUUAAUUGAAAGCAACUUGUCUGGUUAUAAUAUUGGAUUGCUGAUGGUGUUGUAGUAAAAAGAUUUUUGUAAAGUGUGAAUAAAUAAUGUAUCACGUUUCCUUUCUUUUGACAUGAAUUGUGUUGAUGUGUGUAUUAUAUCUAAUAGUUUGUCAUUUUUGUUUUGUAAUACUCAAAACCAAAUUUUUUUUGUAAAAAUGUUGGCACACUGAAUUAUAGAUUUAUAUUGUUGCUAACCUUCACUUGGAAAUACUUUUGAGGAAAAAACAAAUGCGUCAAUGAAAUCGUAGAGUCUCACAGAGAAAUAAAGCUGUCAUUUUGUCACCAAACAAUUUCAACUUUGACCCUGAGCUUUAUGUGGCGUUUCACCUCAUUUGAGAGCCAGUUAGUUUAAAGCGUACAAAUAUUUUUGGGUUGUGGUAAGCAUUGCAGACACUUAUUUUUCUCUCUCUCCUUUUUUUUUUUCCUACUUUCGUAGGUGUUUUCUUGCUAUUGAUCUCCAGACAAAAAGUAAGGUUAAAGGUAGAUGAGAUGAAAAGACGUCUUUUUAUAUUAGCAAGUGUUCUUGUUCUCCUUUUGUGUUCUGUGCACUCUUCAGUGUCACUGACCUCUGAAAAACACACUUCUAAUAAAUUGUGCAUGUUUGGAUAUUGUUGCCAUUGCCAUAUCGUUGUUUAGAGGCAUUUAUGUUUCCUUUGGGUCAAAGACAAUGGUUUAAGGUGGUGUCUUGUGCACGACAAGCAAAAACGGCGUAAUGCUAAUCAUGUAAACAUGCUCAACUUGGCAAUAAUGACUCGCAGCCAUGUCACCCCUCCUUUUCAGAUCCACUUGAGCAGAUGUUUCAGGCUUUACCAUAGAAAUGCUUUUCAUUUCCUUUUCCUGUUUCAUAGUUGACUUUUCUCUGUCAGUAGGGGUAGUAGUUCAAUGGUCAGGAUUGUGGUUGAAGCUGAGAGUCAAUAAGUAUUUAGGUAAUGUCACUAUAUAAUGCACUGGACCAACUCUUGUUUACCAUUUAUGGAAUACCAGCAUAACACUUGCACAAUGUAAAAAAAAAAAAAAGUAUAUUCCCGUAUAUAUGUAUGUAUGGGAAAAGAACAUUAGAUAUAUAUAAAAAAUCAAAUAAUGGCAGCUGUUUUUAAUUCAAUAUUAAGUGUUGGGGAUAAAAACCAAAUGGUAAACAAGGCGUUUUGGAUUUCACUGUUUCUCCAGUUCUCUUGGUUCUCUAAGUAGUGAUGUGUUUAUAACAGGGUCAGCUUGUUUCCUUUACACCUAUGUAUUUUUUUUUUUCCUACUCAUUGGUUAAAUAAAUUCUAUAUCUGUUUCA